Messenger RNA from Syngnathoides biaculeatus (alligator pipefish), 6495 nucleotides. RefSeq names its product oocyte zinc finger protein XlCOF6.1-like. Gene Ontology annotation, cellular component: nucleus. Bases 241 to 1425 code for a protein of 394 amino acids. Lineage: Eukaryota; Metazoa; Chordata; Actinopteri; Syngnathiformes; Syngnathidae. The record is from RefSeq and is a predicted model, not a curated record. The transcript has 2 exons.
UUUGGAACGGAGCAGGACGCAAUGUCAGAGUUACAGUGAAAUUUUGGCAAAAACGUUUGAUGCCUCGCAAACUUCAUAUUGAAAUCCAACAGGAUAAAAUGGUUGAAUCAUACUACGCAUGUAAUUCAGGAUGUCAGUGAGUAUCUUAAUCCACAGCGGCAACAGCCAGUGUCUGGUCACAUCAAAGAGGAGGAUGAAGAGGUUCAGCGUAUCAAAGAGGAGGAGGAAGAAGUCAUACACAUGAAAGAGGAAGAGCAGGAGGAAAUCAUCCAGCUUCCAUACACUGGUGUUCAUUUGAAGAAUGAAGAUGAAGGUCAAAGUGAGGAGAGACGAGGGGCGGAGCCUUCAGAAUCAGAAUCAGGUUUACUGGCCAAUUGUGUAAAAAGACACAGGGAAUUUUUCUCCGGCAGUCGGUGCAGCCCUGGUAUGACAUUCAGGCCAACCAGGAACAUCUCAAGUGAUGGAGACCACUGUGGAGGGUCACAAACAGACGAUAAUGAUGAUGAACAAGCGGGUGGUGAUAUGACAUGUCACACUACCAACAAAUGCUGGAAAUGUUCUUGGUGUAGGAUAACUUUUGCUUCUAUAAAUAAUUUCAAACAACAUGUGAAAAUCCACACAGAUGAGAAGCCUUUUUCCUGCUCAGUGUGUGGCAAAAGAUUUUCUUUGAAGGCAAAUUUUAAAAUACACACAAGAACACACACUGGUGAGAAACCUUUUUCAUGUCCAGUUUGUGAUAAAAGAUUCACUCGGAAGGGAAAUUUAAAAAUACACACAAGAACACAUACUGGUGAGAAACGUUUUUCAUGUCCAGUGUGUGAUAAAAGGUUCACAGAGAAGGGAAAUUUAAAAAGACACACAAGAGAACACACUGGUGAAAAACCUUUUUCCUGCUUAGUUUGUGGUCAAAGAUUUAAUCAGAAUGGAAGCUUAAAAUUACACACAAGAACACACACUGGUGAGAAACCGUUUUCCUGCUCAGUUUGUGGUCAAAGAUUCACAUGGAAAAAAGAUUUAAAAAGACACACAGGAACACACACUGGUGAGAAACCUUUUUCAUGUCCAGUUUGUGAUAAAAGAUUCACUAAGAAGGGAAAUUUAAAAAGACACACAACAACACACACUGGAGAGAAACGUUUUUCAUGUCCAGUGUGUGAUAAAAGAUUCACUCAGAAGGGACAUUUAAAAAGACACACAAGAACACACACUGGUGAAAAACCUUUUUCCUGCUUAGUUUGUGGUCAAAGAUUCACAAGGAAAAGAGAUUUAAAAAGACACACAAGAACGCACACUGGUGAGAAACCAUUUUCCUGCUCAUUAUGUGGUCAAAGAUUCACUCAGAAGGAACACUUAAAAAGACACACAAGAACACACGCGGGUGAGAAAUCUUUUUCCUGCUCAGAUGUGGCCAAAGAUUCUCUGUGAAUGAAAGUUUAAAAAGACUUAAGAACACACAAGUAAGAAACUAUUGCUUGCUCACUUAGGUCAAACAUUCUCUUCUAAGUGCAGUAAAAACAAGAAGUAGCCCCACCACACACACACACCACCACCUUCCCAUCCACACCCCAGGAAUUUUCAUGUAUGUGUAUCUGCGUACCAGAAUGAGUGAAACAUGUGAAUAGUAUUUAUACUUUACAUAUUUGAGACUAAGAUUACAACAGUAGAUGCUUUUACUCAAAUCUUUGUCAGGUUUAUCACCUGACUUCUGGAAUAAAGUGCACAAAAUCCAACGACAAGAAGAGUCUGUCUCAUGAGGAGCACAUGAGAGACUAGACAGUAACAGUCUCCAACCCCGUUCUGAACCAGCGUCUCGUGUUUUCUUUUUUUUUUUUUAAUUUUGAGAGCGCACAAGGUCAAGAGGGAGGGGUGAGCAAGCAAGUUAACAAAGGCACAUUCUUUGAUAACGAUGUGUGUGUGUGUGUGUGUGUUGGUGAACUUGUCCUUGGCCACUUCUCGGGUGAUCAGGAGUCAGCUGGUGCACCUGUGUGGGGGCUGCGCAUCCUGUAUGUGCCAAGACUCUUCAAAGCAAGGAUAAUACUUUGGCUUUGUAGCAAAUCCAUAAUAAAUAUAUUUACAAUUGAAUCCAAUAGAAUUUUAAUAGAAAUUCUGUUGGACCUGGGUCCUAAAGUUCUAUAGUCUUUAGAAAUUCUUUAGAAAUUUUUUAGCAGGGGUUGCCAUGCCUCACAAUCUUCCAAAAUGGCGACUGAACAGAAUAGGUUUGAUGUGGAUUCUCUAUCGCGUAUUACCGGUAACAUUGAGGUAUGUUUUUUCCCAAUAGCGUUCUACAGAGAGGUCUCAACUAUUUCAUUUGCCAGGGCUGAACCGGCAGGACCAUGACAUUAUGGUACUAAUUAAUUGCCAUCACAGUACGAAUUCGAAUCUAUAGCAUUGAAUUUUUUUAAAUCUAAUGUUACAAAUUCAACGUAUAUAUAUAUUAUACAGUGAAGAAAAUAAGUAUUUGAACACCCUGCUAUAUUGCAAGCUCUCCCACUUCAAUAUCAUGGAGGGGUCUGAAAUUUUCAUUGUAGGUAUAUGUCCACUGUGAGAGACAUAAUUUCAUAACAACAAUCCAGAAAUCACAAUGUAUGAUUCUUUAAUGAUUUAUUUGUGUGAUACAGCUGCAAAUAAGUAUUUGAACACCUGAGAAAACCAAUGUUAUUAUUUGGUACAGUAGCCUUUGUUUGCAAUAACAGAGGUCAAACAUUUUCUGUAGUUGUUCACAGGGUUUGCACACACUGCACGAGGGAUUUUGGCCCACUCCACCACACAGAUAUUUUCUAGAUCGACAGGUUUCUGGGCUGUUGCUGAGAAACACAGAGUUUCAGUUCCCUCCAAAUAUUUUCUGUUGGGUUUAGGUUUGGAGACUGGUAAGGCUUUGCCUGAACCUUGAUAUGCUUCUUACAGACCAACUCCUUGGUUUUCCUGGCUGUGUGCUUCGGGUCAUUGUCAUGUUGAAAGCCCCAGCCACGACCCAUCCACAAUGCUCUGACUGAAGGAAAGAGGUUGUUCCUCAAAACCUCACAAUACAUGGCCGUGGUCAUCCUCUCCUGAAUACAGUGCAGUCGUUCUGUCCCAUGUACAGAAAAACACCCCAAAGCAUGAUGCUACCACCCCCAUGCUUCACGGUAGGGAUGGUGUUCUUGGGAUGGAACUCAUCAUUCGUCUUCCUCCAAACACAGUUAGUGGAAUUAUGACCAAAAAGUUCCAUUUUGGUCUCAUCUGACCACAAAACCUUCUCCCAUGAGUCCUCUGUAUCAUCCAAAUGGUCAUUGGCAAACUUAAGACGAGCCUUGACAUCUGCUGGUUUAAGCAGGGGAACCUUUCGUGCCAUGCAUGAUUUCAAACUAUGACGUCUCAGUGUAUUACCAACAGUCACCUUGGAAAUGGUGGUCCCACCUCUUUUCAUGUCACUGACCAAGUCCUGUCGUGUAGUUCUGGGCUGAUUUCUCAUCUUUCUAAGGAUCAUUGAGACCGAACGAGGUGGUAUCUUGCGUGGGGUUCAACUCCCAUUGAGAUUGACCGUCAUGUUUAGCUUCUUCCAUUUUCUAAUGAUUGCUCCAACAGUGGACCUUUUUUUCACCAAGCUGCUUGGUAAUUUCUCUCUAACCAUUUUCACCCUUGUGGAGUUGUACAGUUUGGUCUCUGGCGUCUUUGGACAGCUCUUUGACCUUGGCCAUGUUACAAGUUUGAGUCUUACUGAUUGUAUGGGGUGGACAGGUGUCUUUAUGCAGCUAACGACCUCACACAGGUACAUCUGAUUCAGGAUAAUACAUGGAGUGGAUGUGGACUUUUAAAUGCGGACUAACAGCUCUUUGAGGGUCCGAAUUUUUAUCUGAUGGACAGGUGUUCAAAUACUAAUUUGCAGCUAUAUCACACAAAUAAAUCAUACAUUGUGAUUUCUGGGUUGGCCUGUAUGUAGGUAUUAAGUACUUCAAGCAGUGAUCAAAGGAGCCAAUGGGUGCACGAGGAAUUGCACAAUAUGCUUUUUUGAUGGAUGUAUAAGAAUGAUCUUGGAUGUUAUUUGCCCUCGUUGGACAUUUAAUGUGCUGCUUAUAUUUGGGGAGUUUGAGGUUAGGUUUAGCUGUGUUAAAAUCUCCUCGGAUCAUGAGCAGCGAAUUUGGGUGUUUUUUUUCUCAACCUUGUUUAUCUGCUCGACGACUUUUGGCAGUGCUGCGUUCAUGCUAGCUUGAAGCGGAACAUAAACACCGACUAAGAUGAAAUAACUCACGCUGUGAAUAAAACGGCUUACAGUACAAAACCAACAACUCUAAAAGCAGGCUGCAGUGUAUGCUGAGCUCAUGUCCAUGCACCAUUUCUCGUUGAUAUAUAAGCAUAUUCCACUGCCUUUUGUUUUCCUGUUAGCUCAGCGACAUGGUCCGCAUGAUGGAGGUGAUUGCGGUGUCAGACACUCAUCCACAAAGCCAAGUCUCCAUGAAGCACAGAGCUGCAGAACCUCCAAAGUUUUGUUCAGAAACUGAAUGAAUUCAGGGUUUUGAUUGUCUCAUGGGCAAAAAAAAAAAAAACCUCUCCUCAAAAAUGUGAAAAAAUUACCCACUCCUGACUUGUAAAAAAUACAGUGAAAGCUUUUUUUUUUGACACUGAUUCACCAGUCGAGCAUUGAGCUGCCUAGCAGUGGUUGUAGUGCCAAUUAUAUACCCUACUGUUGAGCUUACACCUCGACAGAAUCCUACCGUCACUGGCUCUGUGGUGUAGUGGUAGUGUGUCUGACUCCAGAACAGAAGGUUAUGUGUUCAAAUCACAUCAGGGUUGUUUCUUUGGCAUUGUCAUGGAUAUCACAGGUUCUGCUAUAAAUUCACAUGCCAUUCCACUGGAAAGGAUGUAUCAUGGGAUUGGAGCUGAUUGGUUGAGCAUUUGACUGACUUCUGCUUUUGUCAGGAAUGUUUCAUUUUUCACUGAGGAGUAAACUUGAAUUUAUUGGGUGUAAAUCCAAAUAUCAACUUGUUCCAAGUUUGUCGUCAUUCAAAAUUUCACCGUUGAUGUUUGUAUUCGUGAAGCAACUGCUGAAAAUAGCCGAGAAGCGUUACCGUCGCUCAGUCUUCACCACUUUGAGUGUGUUUACGAUGGUCACAAUUGAUAUCAUUUUGACUUUGAACAUUAUUCGUCUGUAACGGGAACGACCCCGACGUGAGCUAAGAAACUUGAGGGUCCGACAUCCUACUUUUACACCAUAGAGGUGACUUUUCAAUAGCUUUGUCCAGGGACCAAGAACAGUGGAAGGGUCCUAAAGCAGAUGUACGGGAGACGUGAGUGUCAGAAGUAAAACAUUACUCACAAUCAGGAAUUUAUCUAAAAUGAUCUAGUGCAGAGGGUAGGCACAAAUCCUUUGAUCCUAACGGUUCUCAAUCAUACACAUUUCACAGCUGUAAUGAAUCAUGAAUAUUAUCUACAGAACUUAGAGGAAGCAGGAUGACAUGGUGGUGUAUCUCAGUGGUGGAACAUUUGACUGCAGAUCAAGAGGUCUCUAGUUCAACUCUGGAUGCCCCCUUCCUGUUGUUCUGUUCAAAGACUGCAUGAAUUUAGGGUUUUGGUCAUCUCAUGAGCAAAAAAGCCUCCUCUCAAAGAUGGGACAAAAUUACCCAGUCCUGACUUGAAUGACAAAUACACUGCAAGAUUUUUUGACUCUGAUUCACUGGUCGGGCUUGUCAGAGACUUUUCUUGGGUGCCGAUUAUAUACCCUAUAAUUGAGUUUAUGGAAUGGUGUGAUGUUGUUGUGCUAUAAUAGGAACAGGAUGUGGAAGUGCACUUUUAUUUUGAAAGCCAGCACUUUCUCUGUCAUUUAUUCUUUUUCGUUCUUUUCAACGUUAUUGUGUGUUUAAAAAUGUUCAUUGUAGGGGGGAAAAUGCCAUUGAAUUGUUGGUGAAAGAUCUUAGAAACAGGAAUUAGGCUGCGUGCUUUAUUUUGAAGCCACACUUAUAGUGUGAUGGGAAGAAAUACUUCCUCUUGUUUGUGAGAUUCCUGGUGGAUGGUACACAUUUUGUUCUCCUCCACAUGUUAUCAUUGUUUUGUUGUAGAAUAUGAAAAUGAAUUAUUUUAAAACAUUUUGCAAAGCGGGUGCUCACAGAGGGCCGGUGUUGAAUGUGUUUCAUCAAUUUCAAACGUAAACUCGCUAGGCGGAGAAGUGAAGACGUUGUUGAGGUCCGUGUGUGUCGUUGGGCGACCAUGUACUUUGUGUGGUGUGAAUGAGUAUUAGCAGAAGCUGCAUGGUGACCGUGUUCUUGAUGUUGCAGAAUUUGAGAGUAAUUGUGAAGAGAAAUCUGUGAACAUCCGCGAAUGGGUGUCCUUUAUAAUACAGCUAUGUGAGUUUAUGCAAGUUUUUUUUAUAUUCUUUUCAUCUGUUGCAAUGUAAAUCAUAUGUUAUUUUUUGUGAUAUAUUUCCUCUUGUUUGUGAGGCUCCUGAGUGUAAGAGUUUUGGGAGUAAUUGUGAAAUCUGUGAACAUCUGUGAAUCUGUCUCUUAUAAUACAGAGAAAAGAUUA